Molecule: messenger RNA, 1544 nt
Organism: Maniola jurtina (meadow brown)
Lineage: Eukaryota; Metazoa; Arthropoda; Insecta; Lepidoptera; Nymphalidae
Product: facilitated trehalose transporter Tret1-2 homolog
Exons: 3
Coding region: 54-1544 (496 amino acids)
Biological process (GO): transmembrane transport
Cellular component (GO): membrane
Molecular function (GO): transmembrane transporter activity
Source: RefSeq, a predicted model, not a curated record
AGUUAAGCUCGUGGUAACACGUUAUUUUCAUUUCAAUCACUUUAUAAAUUAUAAUGCAACAAUCAGACGAACAAGAUUUUAGUAAAACCAAUACCACUAAGACUUCAUGGACACCGCUAUUAAGACAGGUGUUUGUAUGCAGUGGAGUAACAAUAAACUUUUUUAUUUAUGGAUUAUUCUUUGGUGCCCCGACAGUUUUUGUUCCGCAAAUACGGAAAGAAGCAAAUUCAACAGAAUUCAUUAGCAUGGAAACAGCAUCUUGGUUGUUGUCAAUCUCCAGCUACGGGUCUCUUCCCAUGACUUUAAUGUUUCCCUUUAUUGCAGAAAGAUAUGGGAGAAAAGUACCAUACGUUAUUUUAUGGCUUAAUACGUUAGUAUGCGUUUCUUUGUUUUAUUUCAGUACAAGUGUUACUGAACUUUUAAUAAGUGGGUUUUUACAAGGAAUGUACCCUGCAGCACAUUUGACGGUCGCUAUCAUGGUUCUCACUGAAUAUACGUCUCCCAAGUAUAGAGGCAUAUUAAUCACUUUUAAAGCUGCAACAUUUUUUUGGGGUAUAUGGAUUUCAAACGCUAUUGGAACAUUUUCUCAUUGGAAAAAUAUUGGUAUAUUGAUAUUUGUUUGCUGUAUCUGCAAUGUGAGCUCAUUAUUCUGGCCCGAGUCACCUGUUUGGUUGGCCACUAAGGGACGUUUUGAAGAGUGUGCAAAAUGGCAUCGCUGGCUAAAGGGAAAUGAUACAAAUUCUGAGGAAGAACUUCAAGAACUCAUGUAUUCACAAAAAGCGAAUUUAAGACGAAAACAAGAAGAUCAAUCAGACAGACAAAAUAACUAUUUUAUUAAAUUGUGUAACUCCAUAAGAGCUAAAAGUUUUUAUAAACCGUUAAUAUUUUGUCUACUAACAAUAUGCCUUUAUCAUUUUACUGGAAAGUUGGCUUGUACAGGCUAUGUUAUAGAUAUUAUUAAAACCAUCACUGUAAAUGAAUGGACAGCAUACGAAGGAAUGCUUGUGUUAGAUGGUGUUACAGUGCUUGGAAUGUAUAUUGGUGUUUUCCUUAAUAAGUUGCUAAAACGACGAACAUUGUUAUUAGGCUCAGCAUUCAUAGGAGUAAUAUUUUUGUUUCUAUUGUCAACCUAUUUAUAUUUGGUACAUUUGAAUGUCAUUUCAGAAAACAAAUACUUAACCUUAUUCAUUUUGACGGGCUUUUCAGUAGCCAUAAGUUGCGGUCCCAUGAUAAUGUGCAUGUGCCUGGCGAGCGAACUAACCCCUUUGAAAUGUAGAAGUUUAUUUUUAGGCAUUUACGCAUUAUUAAAUAAUGCCGUUAUGGCUACAGUGUUAAAAAUUUUUCCUUACACAUUUAAGUAUUUAAACUCACACGGAUCAUUUUUAUUCUACGCUAUAUCGACGUCAAUAUUUAUCUUUAUUCUUUACAAGGUACUGCCUGAGACAAAAAACAAAACGAUUUUAGAAAUAGAAAAAUGUUUUGCAGAUAAGAGCAAUGAUUUAAAUGAAGAGAAAAAAUUAAUGAAAAAAUAUCUCCACCACUAA